This is a messenger RNA of Aspergillus melleus, 3297 nucleotides long. It is a transcript of the gene URE1, whose product is annotated as urease Ure. Gene Ontology annotation, cellular component: urease complex. Gene Ontology annotation, molecular function: urease activity; nickel cation binding. Lineage: Eukaryota; Fungi; Ascomycota; Eurotiomycetes; Eurotiales; Aspergillaceae. Bases 369 to 2834 code for a protein of 821 amino acids. The record is from RefSeq and is a predicted model, not a curated record. The transcript is spliced from 5 exons. Gene Ontology annotation, biological process: urea catabolic process.
CCAACUGCGAUAGGCCGCGCGGCCCUUAUCAACGCCCGUUUAUCACGUCGGCCAACUCUCGUCCUUCUUCCCCACCGCAGCAUCCGACCUUCGCCUACGCUUCCUCUCGCGUGGCUUCUUUUUUUAAAUCCCCCCUCGUCAGUCCCCCAUGCCUCUUCUUGAUCGUCUCCUCGAUCUUUUUGCCCGUCUAUUCAGCCCUUCGUUUCAUCUCGGCUUCUAGAGCUCCCAUCGGAGUAUAAUAUUCGCCACACAGCCUACCCUACUGAAAUUUGAUUCUCUUGGCUCUCCGAUCGGCUCAAGUCCCGCAUCCCUGAUUCGCAGGCCAAGAGAAAUAUAAUUGGGGCAGCGCCUGUUGACCGCCGUCAACGAUGCACCUCAUCCCCAAGGAGCUUGACAAGCUCACCAUCUCGCACUUGGGCUUCCUCGCCCAACGUCGUCUGGCACGUGGUGUGCGACUGAACCAUGCCGAAGCCGUCGCCCUCAUCUCGUCGAAUCUGCACGAGCUGAUCCGAGAUGGCCUCUAUUCCGUGGCCGAUCUCAUGUCCAUCGGCAAAACCAUGCUCGGUCGCCGACAUGUCCUCCCUUCUGUGCCAUCGACUCUCGUGGAACUGCAGGUCGAAGGAACCUUCCCGACCGGAACCUAUCUGGUGACGGUUCACCAUCCCAUCAGUAGCGAUGAAGGUGACUUGGAGAAGGCGCUGUAUGGCAGCUUUCUUCCUAUUCCGCCGACCGAUGCGUUCCCGGAGAUCAACCCCGAUGAUUUCCAACCCGAAAAAAUGCCCGGUGCGAUUAUACCCGUGAAGGAUGAGCGCAUUACUUUGAACGAGGGACGGACACGCAUCAAGCUGAAGGUCAUGAGUAGGGGUGAUCGGCCCAUUCAGGUGGGAUCGCAUUACCAUUUCAUCGAAACGAACCCGCAACUGCAUUUCGACCGCCUCCGUGCCUAUGGCUACCGUCUUGAUAUCCCCGCCGGAACGUCGGUGCGAUUCGAACCCGGCGACACCAAAACCGUCACCCUCGUGCAGAUCGCUGGUAACCAGAUUAUCAAGGGAGGCAAUUUCCUGGCCUCGGGCAAGGUCGAUUUCAGCCGAGCGGAGGAUAUCAUGCUUCGACUGCAGGCCGGAGGUUUCGCUCAUAUCCCCGACCCGACGGCCGAUACCGCACUCGUUAGCCCCUACACGAUGGACCGGGAAGCCUAUGCGCGAAUGUUCGGGCCUACUACGGGUGAUUUGGUCCGACUGGGAUUGACAAACCUCUGGGUCAAGGUUGAAAAGGACUACGCCUCGUAUGGUGAUGAGUGCAGUUUCGGCGGUGGCAAGAGUCUUCGUGAGGGUAUGGGGCAGUCCUCCGAAAAGUCCUCCGAACACUGCUUGGACACCGUCAUCACGAACGCGCUGAUCAUCGAUUGGACUGGCAUCUACAAGGCGGACAUUGGUAUUAAGAACGGUAUCAUCACUGGAAUUGGCAAAGCUGGUAACCCUGAUAUGAUGGAUGGGGUUCAUCCCGACAUGAUUGUGGGCUCCUCCACGGAUGUGGUGGCCGGUGAAAACAAGAUCGUGACCUCGGGUGGUUUUGACACUCACAUCCACUUCAUCUGCCCCCAACAGGCGGAUGAAGCGCUUGCUUCGGGAAUCACCACCUUCCUGGGUGGUGGCACUGGACCCUCGACCGGUACCAACGCGACUACCUGCACCCCGGGACCCACUCACAUGCGACAGAUGAUCCAAGCGUGCGACAGCAUUCCCCUCAACAUUGGUAUUACCGGAAAAGGAAACGAUUGCGGCGGACAAAGCAUUGUGGAGCAGAUCAAAGCCGGCGCUGCCGGUCUGAAGUUGCACGAGGAUUGGGGUUCCACGCCUGCCGCCAUCGACACCUGCCUAGACAUGUGCGAUCAGUAUGAUGUGCAGUGCAUGAUUCACACCGACACGCUGAACGAGUCUGGAUUCGUGGAGCAGACGAUCGCUGCUUUCAAGAACCGCACCAUCCACACGUAUCACACCGAGGGAGCCGGUGGUGGCCACGCCCCUGACAUCAUUUCCGUGGUCGAACAUCCCAACGUGCUUCCCAGUAGUACUAACCCUACCCGACCCUUCACGAUGAACACGCUGGAUGAACAUUUGGAUAUGCUGAUGGUGUGUCACCAUCUGUCCAAAAACAUUGCCGAGGAUGUGGCCUUCGCUGAGAGCCGUAUCCGCGCCGAAACCAUCGCUGCCGAGGACGUUCUUCACGACAUUGGAGCGAUCAGUAUGAUGUCUUCCGAUUCUCAGGCCAUGGGCCGCUGUGGCGAGGUUAUCUUGCGGACGUGGAACACCGCCCACAAGAACAAGGAGCAGCGGGGUCCGCUGAAAGAAGAUGAGGGUACUGGUGCAGACAACUUCCGUGUCAAGAGAUACGUCAGCAAAUAUACCAUCAACCCUGCCAUUGCUCAGGGCAUGUCACACUUGACCGGAAGUGUUGAAGUUGGCAAGCUGGCCGAUUUGGUAUUGUGGCAUCCCAGCUCGUUCGGCACCAAGCCUUCCAUGAUUAUGAAGAGUGGAAUGAUUGUAGCGUCGCAGAUGGGUGAUCCUAAUGGUUCCAUCCCCACCAUCGAACCGGUUAUCAUGCGACCUCAAUUCGGGGUAAGUAUAUGUUUUCCUCGUUUGAUCGAGCUGUAUCUGACUUGUCCAGGCCAACGUCCCCAGCCUCUCCGUCAUGUGGGUCUCGCAGGCCUCCAUCGACUCCGGCACGGUGCAGUCAUACGGCAUCAAGAAACGCAUCGAAGCAGUCAAGAACUGCCGAAAUGUCAGCAAAUCCGAUAUGAAGCACAACGACGCCAUGCCGAAGAUGCAUGUUGACCCGGAAAGCUACGUUGUCGAAGCGGACGGCAUGCUCUGCGACGCCCUACCGGCAGAAACCCUGCCACUCACGCAAGACUUUUUCGUCUUCUAGUGUUCUUGAGUACGAUACCAUGUGUUUUUGUUUUUGUUUGUUGGAUCUCAUUGGAUUUCCUUUGGCGAAGCUUGCAUCUGUAUGCAUAUGUCUACAUCUGUCAUUGCUUAUCGAUGAGAGAUGUUCGAACGAUUUACGACUGUAUAUAUCUGGUUUGAGAAGAUUGUUUCUUACGUCCGUCUGUCCAUUCAUCUGAUGUCGGGUCUAGUGCCGUAGGUGUAUAGCGAUCCACCUGAUGAUCUGUGAAUAUCUACGGAAUAUAGUCAAGGAGAUAGCUGGAUUGGGUGAAUGUCUCCCGUCUUCACCGAUAGCCUUGUAGAACUGCCCUCUCCCACUGUAUCUCAUCUACAGUCCAUAUUCUACCUCUCU